Messenger RNA from Nerophis lumbriciformis (worm pipefish), 5798 nucleotides. It is a transcript of the gene gpr52, whose product is annotated as G protein-coupled receptor 52. Gene Ontology annotation, biological process: G protein-coupled receptor signaling pathway. Gene Ontology annotation, molecular function: G protein-coupled receptor activity. Gene Ontology annotation, cellular component: membrane. NCBI's taxonomy places the organism in Eukaryota, Metazoa, Chordata, Actinopteri, Syngnathiformes, Syngnathidae. The record is from RefSeq and is a predicted model, not a curated record.
CUCCUGGAGAGUCCUUUCUCCUGCCUCCCUGGGAGUCUGACAUUUUAUGCCUUCAUCAGCCAUUAUGACUGUUGGAUUUUUUUUCUACUAGAAGUCCAGAACUUUGAUAGCUGUAUUUCCUCUUUUUGACUUUUAUUUUAAAUUACAUUUUUGGAGCACGCCUGCAGAAAAAAAAAAUUGUAAUUUCGAUCUUUCGAUUUUUUUUUUAAGUGUUGGUUUCUGCACAUGGAUGCCUUGAAAAUACACCCCAACCCUGUGUGUGUUGAGAGGACUGUGACAUUAUCUCCUGUGGAGAGAUCCCCUUGUUUUUUUUGCCCGUGUCUGUGUUUUGACUCUCACAAUAGUUAGGCCCACAUGGGUUCCAGACACUGACAAGAGGACCACUAAAAUAAGGGAAGCUUACCGUUGAAUUAUAAACACACUAACCCCAGUACAGCCACGUUCUGGAUAUUACUGAAGACGAGAUUGAGAAAUGGGUUUCUUUCUUUUUUUUUUUUUUUUGCAACAAGACUCCCAAGAGGGAAUUUCCUCUGAAAUUAAAUGUAUAAACCAACUCUGCUGAGUAAAUUUAAUCUGAAAUGGAUGCCAAUAUGUUGCAUACAUACGGAAUCUGAUCUUGGAAUAUGUGAAACAUUCUGUUUAAUUCAUUAAGCUUUUCAUCAGGCGUUUCCCCUUGCAAACUCUUUCAUCUGGGUUUUGUUGAAACAGCUUAUUCCCUGGGCUAUUGGUGGCAAACCUUUUGAAACUGGAAGAUAAAGACCACAGGGCUGCCAAGCAAAGCAGCAUGGAACCUCACCUUUAGGAUGGAUGCUCACUUCAUCUAUGAAUCGACUCUGCUUCAGUUUUAUCGAAGGAAUAUGUUUUCCAAACCAUGCUGUGCAAGUGGAAAGGAAGAGCCUCAUUCAAAGGCAGAUGGCAGAUUGACGAUUUUACUCCUGUCAAUGUUCCCUUGAUUGAGACUCGUCAACGUGAAAGAGAGCUGUUAAGUUGUGUUAAGUGAAGCUGACUACAGUGGCCCCAGACAGGAGUAAACCAUUUGAACUUCCAUGCUUUUGCCUCAUUCAAGUUAUACCACCUUGGAUAAAACCCAGACAAUGAAUUUGUCUGAUACAACGGCGGACCCAGUGCUUGCAGGAAAUGGCAGCCUUGGCAAUGUUUUUUCUGGUGCCACGAACCACUCCUGUCCCUUAGGAUGGGGGCUGAAAGGAAGCUUAGAAGCUUGCAUCCUGGAGACUGCUGUCGUCGUACUUCUGACAGUGCUCAUUAUUGCUGGUAACUUGACUGUAAUCUUUGUGUUCCACUGUGCCCCGCUACUGCAUCACUACACCACCAGCUACUUCAUCCAGACUAUGGCCUAUGCUGACCUUCUGGUAGGUCUCAGCUGCCUGGUACCCACCUUGUCUUUGCUCCACUACCCAGCAAGUGUCCAGGAACCCAUCACAUGUCAGGUGUUCAGCUAUGUCAUCUCAGUUCUCAAAAGUGUUUCAAUGGCUUGUUUGGCCUGUAUCAGUGUGGACCGCUAUCUGGCUAUAACUAAACCACUAUCCUAUAACCAACUGGUAACACCAUGCCGGCUACGGGGCUGCAUCACCCUCAUAUGGGUUUACUCUAGCCUUGUCUUUUUGCCCUCUUUCUUUGGAUGGGGCAAGCCAGGGUAUCAUGGGGAUAUUUUUGAGUGGUGUGCACAUUCGUGGCCCACUUCUGCCCUCUUUACAGGCUUUGUGGUGUGCUUACUGUAUGCUCCUGCUGCCCUUGUGGUCUGUUUUACCUACUAUCACAUAUUCCGCAUUUGCCAGCAGCACAACAGGGAGAUCAGUGAACGACGGGCGCGUUUUCCUAGCCAAGAGAUGGAAACUGUUGAAGGAGGGGCUGAUGGGCAGCAGGGAGGACAUGGACCAGAUCGGCGUUACGCGAUGGUGCUCUUCCGCAUCACCAGUGUUUUUUAUAUGCUCUGGCUGCCCUACAUCAUCUACUUUGUGUUAGAGAGCUCCCAUGUCCUGGAUAGCCCUGCUCUCUCCUUCAUCACCACUUGGUUAGCAAUCAGCAACAGUUUUUGCAACUGUGUCAUCUACAGCUUGUCCAAUAGCGUCUUCCGCUUAGGCAUGCGUCGGCUCUCACAGACAAUUUGCUCUUUCAGCCACUGUGCCGCUGAUGACCGGGACUUUGGGAAGCCAAAACCAAGAAAAAGGGCAAACUCAUGCUCCAUCUGAAUACAUGCGUUUUAACUUAUUAAGACAUACUGCUUUGUGAUGACACCUGUGUUAUUCCCAUGGACACAGUCCACAAUGAUUUAAAUUUUGAGAAAACAUUGUUAUUUAUUUGUUUAAAAAUGUUGUUUUAAUCAUAGUCACCUUGUUAAUGUGUUAGAACUACAAUACAGUGGUGCCAUGGUUCCCCUGCCUAUUUAAAAAAAAUACAUUAAUGCCAGAAUAACAUUUUUUGAGGGAGUUGAAUGAAAAAGAUAAUCUGACAAAAUGUCUGCUGAAAAACAUGUUUCACGGUCAAUUGCUAUUGAUUAAACAUUGUUGACAUGCAUGAUGCAGUUUGCGAACGUGAAAAAUGCUUUCUGCUGAGACUGUUAAUAUACUGUAUGGGUAAUUGAAAAUGAUUACUAGUUGUACUGUAAUCCUCAAUUACUGCACUUUUUAGGACUGUUAACUUUUUCAGUAAACUACUAUUGAAAUUCUUAAUUUGUUUUCUCUGUGGGAGAAAAACAAGCUUAGCUGUAAAAUGUUAUUUUAAAAUUAUUUUGGUAUAUUUAUUGUCCCUUUGCCCAUCAUAUUGAAUUAUUGAAACAGCAAAUUACAUUUUUUAUAUUUCAUUAGGGUUAUAUAUAACUGCCUAUUACCCUUUAAAAACAUGUUUACUCUUUACUCUUUUGCAACUCAAUGUUUUUCUACAUCUAACUUAAAGACAUUAGCAAAAAUGUUUCACUUCUUGUUUUGUUGAGGAGACUACCAUACAAAGAUUUACUGGAAAAAAGAUAUUUGAUAGCAUGCUACUGUCUGUAUAUGAUUAUAAAUAUCUUAAAAAACAUUUAAUAAUGCUGUCUUGGUAAUUUGAUGAAUAACAUCAUGUUGUUUUGUUUAAUUUUGGUUUAUUGUCACGACUACGUUUGACAACACAGCAUCGAAGUUUGUAUCAGUUUUGAGAAAUGUGGUCAUGUCGGCAUUUGAACAGUGUAGUAAUUGUCCCUCAGAGACAAACUAUAUGGCACAGCAAUAUUUCAAAAUGAUCCACCACCUUGCUUUGCACAUCCAUUGGUAUUGUUAGCACCACCAGCUGGUUGUUGCCAAGUAGUGAAAUCCGUGCAGGCCUUUGUUACAGCUGUAACUAGUUGCUGUGUUUUUUUUAAAUCCAAACUAAUUUGAAUUCCCUGACUCCUACCUUGUAGGUUUCAUCACCUACGACUAACCACUCUUCAAGUAAACUUUAGUGCAAUUCGUCAUCAAAUGACUAAAGGAAGAGUUUGUGGAAGAAAAGACAUACUUUGUCAUAGUUUUUUUUGCUACAGUUCUUUUUAUUAUUCAAAAGAGCACACAGAGAACAAUUUAAACGUAAAGUUAUUUCACGGUAAAAUGCUCUCUGUUGGUUUAGCUGGGUUGGUUAUUUGGUUAAGGUGUCUUGCAUAAAUCAGUCAGGUAAAAUGUCUUGCUAUUAUAGUGACUUUGACUUUCCUCUUAAACGUUUUUUUUUUUUUUUAAAGUCUGGUUAAGAAUGACCAGAUCGUGCCGGAUAAUUACACACCGAUGUCUCCACUAAACUUUACUCUCUGUUCAAAACUAUGACAUUAUUGCCAACAGACUGGUUAUCCAUAGUUAUUUAGAUGAUCCUUGCAGGCCAACAGUGAAAUUCUUGUCAAGGUUUUUUUUUUCUGGUGAUUUCUUUUGAUCAAAAUGGGUUAGACUGUCUGACGUCAACAUUGUAUCUGUAAGAUAAUGACGGUAGUCUAGGUUCUGUGAAUUCCCUUCAACACUAUAUCCAAAAAUGUGGCUAGUAUAAGAAAUAACAAUAGGUUAACACAGAAUAGCUGUGUCAAAAGCUAGAGAUCUGUUCUAUUGAUAGAAUGCUCUGUUAACAGGAAUUAGUACUGUGGAGUAGAUGCAAUUUAUGGGGCCUGACUUUGUGUAACGAUAUGGUAAAAAAUACAACAGUAGUCCUAAAAUUGAUAGCAUGGUUGUUACCAUGUAAUGUGCAUUUUUUAACGUGAUUGUCCAAGUGAAUUUUACAGUAUUUGGUCAAAAAUUGCAGAAUUUAUUAUUGUUUUGGCGUGAUUUUUAAACAAUCAUGUAAAUUUGUAUGUUGGCUUCAUGUUUUAAACCUCCGAGGGCCAUCACAUGCAUAAAGUAGAGUUAUUUAAAUCGGUGUCUGUAUUCCAAAAACCUAACUGAAGUGGUAGGAUUUUACACUAACUUGUUAAAACAAAAUGUUUUAAUUUCAAGUGCAGUAAAAAAAAAUGGAUGAGUUUAAUGAAAUUACUGUAUAUGUAAGUCUUUACACAAUAUGCUGUAUACUGUAAAGUGGGUGUGUUUCAAACCUGUUGUACAAAAAAGUAUAAUGUACCUAUUGUGUUAAAUUAAUCGGUUUCUGAUGUUUUGACUAUAGAGGGCCGUGUAUUGAUAGCACAAUAUCUAUUUUUUUAUUUUCUGAAAUUUUGACAACGGUUUUGUUGUUGCCAACCAAAUAAAGGUGACAAUAACAAGAACUUCACAUGUGAUAUUUCUCUGCUCAGAUUCAUAUUUGUUAAGAUAAAUGUACGUACGUAUGUAGAUAUAGUGUCAGUGUAUUACUCAAGUAUAUGUACACUUUUAGAGAUGCUGUACCACAGAUGCAUAUUUAAAAGCAACAACCUGUUUUGCAUCUAGGAAUCUUUGUUUUGUUGGAGUACCUUUUUGUCAUUUUGUUCAUCUUUUUGUGACUGUAAGAAUUAAGGGCCUGAUUUACUAAGUUCCGAACACCAUGCGCUAAACAGUAUGUGCAGUCUAUAAAAUUGCAUGUACUAUUAGUGGGCGUGUUGCGUGUGAUCUAUUAACACUGGGUUUACAAUUUAAAGGUGGUGCAAACCGCCUUAUUUAAAGCAGGUUUUUGCAUGUACUAUGCGGAGACGCUGCGUGUACCCGUACCCUUUGCUGUGUUUUCAAACAUGCAGGAGACAUCUACCACUUUUUAUGGUCAUUUUAGACACAGUCUUUCUCCAUUUUUUUCGGCAUUGAAGGUGCGCCCCUCGGAGAGAAGCUGCACUUACUGUGCUCAAUACGUAAAAAAAAGGCUUACUUCAAGAAGUUUUUUUCAGGUAGGAGAUAUGUUAAUAUUAUAUAUUAUAAAUGAAAAACAAAUGUCUUAAAAAAAAAACUCAUCAAUAAAAUUAAUUUUAAUCAGCACCUUAAGUCACCCAAUAUUCAGUUAUGAAAUUUUAAAAGGAUGUUGCUGCGAAACGGUGAUGCGUGUUGAUAAAUUACAUUGUGCGUGCUAUAUGAUAUAUUUGCAUCUUCUCCUCCCAGUAUUGUGGGCAUUUUGACGAUGAACAUAUAGAAUUGCAUAAUUAAGACAGAGAGGCAAAAUGGAUUGCACGCCUUAAUCUGCUCAUUAAACAGGUGCAAUACACUUUGCGCACGUUUAGUGCUAAGAAGUUUGCACCUGUUUGAGUACAUGCAAACCUUUAACAAAUCAGGCCCUAAGUUGGUUAAACAGUAGGGUCUUAGUUAAUCUUUUGAAGCAUGAAGAUUAGGAAAGUAAAAUCAUACAAAGAGAUGGUCCUUGAUCUCUUGUCCUUUCUGCAAUUUUUUAACUUUUUAAAU